This is a messenger RNA of Fukomys damarensis (Damara mole-rat), 4488 nucleotides long. Its product is annotated as syncytin-1-like. The transcript has 2 exons. The record is from RefSeq and is a predicted model, not a curated record. The coding region runs from base 2626 to 4488 and encodes 620 amino acids. NCBI's taxonomy places the organism in Eukaryota, Metazoa, Chordata, Mammalia, Rodentia, Bathyergidae.
AAAAAUGGCAGAGAUAGGGGACAUGGGAGAAUGGAACAAUACUGCUCCCUCCCUGGAAAAAACAGAUUAUAACAGAACUUCAAGUGGAGCUAAUGGAAUACAGAAUCGAGUUCCACGAAAGGAAAUAUUUCAAGCUCUCUUAAAAGUGGGAGUGCCUAGGGAGAAACUGGAUGGCAUUCCUACCAAGGAUAUGUGGCAAAUGUAUAGGGAUCAAGUGAAAAAUGCUAAAACUCGAAAAGUAACUCUGGCUGAUAAUCAAUCAUCUAAUUCAUUUUCUGUGGUGCCCACUGCUCCCCCUGCUGGAUCGCCUUCCCUUUAUCCCUUGGAUGAACUUACUCGUUUAAAAUAGGGAUGUGGCCAAGCCCCUGGAGAUUCACCUUGUUACAAAACAGUGUCUAGAGUUGAUUUAAGACCUCAUGUCCCUCUUACAAUUUAUUGGAAAAAUGGAUCGCAAACCCAGGUUAGGGCCUUAAUAGGUACAGGGGCGGAGGCCUCUUUGAUAUAUGGAAAUCCUGAUAAAUUUAAAGGAACUACUUUGACUAUUACAGGAUUAGGUGGUGCUGAGGUACAGGCAAAACAAACUAAAUUAAUGAUGAAAAUUGGGCACUUGCCCCGCAGGGAAUAUUCAAUAGUAGUAGUUCCCAUCCCAGAAUAUAUAAUUGGAAUUGAUAUACUUAGAGGAAUGUCUUUAGCAUUGGAUGAUGGAAAUUAUCAUUUUGCUGUUCGUGCUUUUAAAAUUUAUCAUAUAAUUGUGGGAAAAUUGCAUCAGACUCCUGUGUCAUUGCCUGAGCCUACUAAAAUUAUCUCUUGUAAACAAUAUCGAAUUCCAGGAGGCCAUGAAGAAAUAGCUCAAACUAUUAAAGAUUAUGUUAAUACAGGUGUUAUGAUUACUGUUACAACUGAAUGGAAUAAUCCAAUAUGGCCCGUUCGAAAAUCAGAUGGCUCAUGGAGAAUGACAGUAGAUUACAGAGAGUUAAAUAAAGUUACCCCACCCCUCACAGCCGCAGUGCCAGAUACUGUUACCUUAAUAGAAAGAAUUCAGCGUCACCCUGGAACUUGGUAUGCUGUAGUAGAUAUAGCUAAUGCUUUCUUUACUAUCCCUAUUUGUGAAAAACAAUGGCCCUAUUUUGCCUUCACAUGGUGGGGAAGACAAUAUACAUUUACCCAUCUACCUCAAGGAUAUAAACAUAGCCCUACUAUUUGUCAUAAAUUGAUAGCUGAACAUUUAGAUGAAUAUGAGUUAGACUCAACUACUAUGAUUACUCAUUAUACUGAUGAUAUAUUAAUCCAAUCCCUAACUCAAGAGAAAGUGCAAGAACAUCUUGAUAAGAUUAUUGAACUAUUAAAGAAAAAAGGAUGGGAAGUUAAUCCACAAAAAAUUCAAGGACCCUCUCAAGAAGUACAAUUUUUAGGAAUUUAGUGGAAUCAAGGAGCUAGAAAUAUAUUACCUAAAGCGAAACAAAAGGUUUUAGAUUUUGCUGUUCCUAAGACUAAGAAAGAAACUCAAAAAUUUAUAGGACUAUUUGGAUAUUGGCGAAACCAUAUUCCUCAUUUGGGUCAAAUUUUAAGGCCAUUGUAUAAAGUAACUAGGAAGAAAUAUGAAUUUGAAUGGGGACCAGAACAGCAACAGGCAUUUGAGGCUGCUAAGGCUGCUAUCCAAGCCGCCCUAGAUCUUUGGCCUAUUUGAGAAGGGCCCAUUGAAUUGAUGGUGUCAGUAGAAGAUAACUAUGCUAAUUGGAGUUUAUGGCAAAAAAUUGAAUCCAAAAGAAUGCCCCUGGGAUUUUGGACCAGAAAAUUACCAGAAGCAGGUCAAUUAUAUACUCCUUUUGAACAACAAUUAUUGGCUGCAUAUUGGGCUUUGGUAGAAACUGAACAAUUAACAGUAGGCCAUACAGUGUUGUUACGUCCCCAAAUUCCCAUUAUGCAAUGGAUUAUGCAUGACCCAGCUUCACAUAAAAUUGGACAUGCACAAGAGAGCAGUAUAAUCAAAUGGAAAUGGUAUAUCCAAAAUAGAGCAAAACCUGGACCAACUGGAGUUCUAACUCUACAUGAACAAGUGGCUGAAAUAGAAGGACAAUCUCAUGAUGUAAAAAUACCAUGUAUGAUAGAAAUUAUGUCUCCUGUGAAAAUGGGAAAUGGAUAUGAUACUUUGACAGAACAGCAGAAAAAACAUGCAUGGUUUACUGAUGGCUCUGCUAAGUAUAUAGGUCAUCAAAGGUAUUGGAAAGCAGUUGCUUAUAACCCUUAUACAACUUUGGUUUUAGAAACCCAGGGAGAAGGAGCCAGUAGCCAAUUUGCUGAAUUACAAGCUGUAUAUCAAGCUUUAAAACAUGAAACAGGAAGUGAAUGUCAUUUUUUUACAGAUUCAUGGGCAAUUGCAAAUGGACUUACUACUUGGAUGCCACGUUGGUAUAGAGAUAAUUGGAAAAUUCAUGGAAAAAAUAUAUGGGGCCAUGAAAUAUGGAAUGAAAUAUGGCAAAUUGUGCAAAAAACUAACGUGUCUGUUUUUCAUGUAGAUGUUCAUAGCACCUUGAAUUCUACUGACCGUAAGUACAACGCUGAAGCUGAUCGAUUAGCUACAAUUGCUGAAGUGAAUCUCCCUCCUCCCUUGGAAGGAUUGGCAAAAUGGAUCCAUACCAAAACAGGACAUGCAGGAACUCACACUAUGUACAGGACACAAAUCCAACCCGACCAAUGACAACACGGCGACCUCUUCCCACUUCAACUAUGAAGUUUCAAUUGUUGCUGUUGAUGGCCCUCAUCAAAUCCACCCACUGUGGGUUUGGAAAUCCACACCACGCCCGUCAGCUUCUGCAAGGAAUGCAAAGUCAACCUUGUCAAUGUUUUGGAGGGACCUCCAAGAGCUUUACAAUUCCUCCUAUGGGGACUUAUUCCUCUCAGGACUGUGGGGACAAAAUGGCAUACCUUCAGUAUGCAUCUGGGGCCAAAUGGAAAUGUAUACCAAAGCCUAAGCCAUUGCCUAAAGUUAAUGGCAAAAACCCCGAUUGCCCUUGUACAACAUUUAAACAAUCCAUACAUAGUUCUUGUUAUUCGAGCUAUCAAGAAUGUAGCCAUGAGGGAAAAACUUACUAUACCGCCACCCUAACAAGAACCCGUUCGGCCAUUUUAGGAGGUGACUGGUCCAAUAACCCACAAGUCCUUGGGCAUACCAAUAAGCUCAUGACCGCAGGGUGUGACGGGACAAUAGGUCAGCCCGUCUGCUGGUCCACGAUACCCUCUAUCCAUAUCACAGAUGGAGGCGGCCCACAAGACCAAGCCAAACAAAUACUCACCAAAAAUCACAUUAAUCAAAUUAUAGAAAGUCAAUUUCUCUCCCUUACAUAUCACCCCUUUGUAAAAAUUCAUUCUACAAUGGAGGAAAAAAUAGAUGCAGCCACUCUUGAUAUGCUAAGCCUCACACAUCAACUUUUAAAUACUACCAACCCUUCAUUAGCACAGGAUUGUUGGCUUUGCCUCAAUCAAGGGUCCCCUGUUCCCCUGGCAGCUCCCCUAACAAAUGUCAGUUUCAGUACCUCAACAACAAAUUGUUCUGCCACCACUCCGGUUUUGGUAUCUUUAUCCGCUUUUGAACCAUUCUUAAAUUCUACCCCAGCUUGUAUAUAUAGUCCAGCCUUAAAUGAUACUUAUGAUAUAGAUGUGGGAUUUAUUACCUUUGUUAAUCUUACUUCUUGUGUUAAUAUUUCUGAUCGCCCUAUCUUGUGUCCCCAAAAUUCUUCCAUUUUUGUUUGUGGUAAUAGUUAUGCCUAUUCCUUUUUGCCCCAAAAUUGGACAGGAGUUUGUAUAACUGCCAUUAUUCUCCCAGAUAUUGAUAUUAUAUCUGGAGAUACCCCUGUUCCCAUCCCCACCUUCGAUUAUAUAUCUGGUAGACAUAAAAGAGCUGUUCAACUCAUUCCCUUAUUGGCUGGCCUAGGGAUUUCCGCGGCCAUUAGCGCAGGAACUGCUGGUCUAGGCAUUUCCAUUCAUAAAUAUGCCAAAUUAUCCCAACAAUUAAUUGAUGAUGUACAGACCUUGUCUGAAACCAUGCAACAUCUUCAGGAUCAAAUUGAUUCCCUCGCGGAAGUUGUCCUGCAAAAUAGGAGAGAUCUAGAUUUGUUCACUGCCGAACAAGGAGGAAUAUGUCUCGCACUUCAAGAAAAAUGUUGUUUCUAUGCUAAUAAAUCAGGUAUUGUCAGGGAUAAAAUUGAAACCCUACAAAAAGAUUUAGAGAAACAUAGAAGGGAAUUAUAUGAAAACCCCUUCUGGAAUGGACUUAAUGGUUUCCUGCCUUAUCUCCUCCCCUUGUUGGGGACAUUAUUAGGACUCUUACUAUUGUUAUCCUUAGGACCUAUAUUGUUUAAUAGACUUGUGGCCUUUAUUAAACAACAAAUAGAUACCAUGCAAGCCAAGCCUAUCCAAAUUCAUUACCACCGCCUCGAUCUGAUUGAUCAGGGCUAUCUGGAGGAAAAUAGCUCGCCAAGCUCCUCCUAA